Cynoglossus semilaevis (tongue sole) is the source of this 2787-nucleotide messenger RNA. RefSeq names its product CCR4-NOT transcription complex, subunit 10 (gene cnot10). Gene Ontology annotation, cellular component: CCR4-NOT complex. NCBI's taxonomy places the organism in Eukaryota, Metazoa, Chordata, Actinopteri, Pleuronectiformes, Cynoglossidae. Bases 332 to 2536 code for a protein of 734 amino acids. The transcript has 19 exons. The record is from RefSeq and is a predicted model, not a curated record. Gene Ontology annotation, molecular function: protein binding. Gene Ontology annotation, biological process: mRNA catabolic process; negative regulation of translation.
UGUUGUUGUUUUUAUUUUAAAUCAAACAUGUUUUUUUUAAUAACAUAAAAAAUCUUUACUAAGGGUGCUUUAAAACAUUGUUAUUUACCAUAUGUCCUCGUUCUGGCAUAGGGGCGCUGUAGCGCCAAAACGCGAAUGUUGCAACUCAUCAACCACCGGCGAAAAAUAAUCUUUUUAGAGCGGACCAACAGAACACUCUCAGUCAAAUACUGGGAAAAUUAAACAUUUACCCUUGCUUUCGGUAUUAUUACAGUCGGCUAACUGAUUUCACUUUAAUUACAUCCCACAAAAAAAUCAGCAUUUUUUUAAUACACCCAAAAAGAAGUUAAACAUGGCGGAAAAUGCAGAACAAAAUGAGGCAAAACAUGACAGCUCUUCAUCCCCUGGAAUGACAGACCAAGAGAAAGAAAUGGCAGCAAGUGCAUAUGAAGCAUUUCUGGCUGGAAAAUACGAUGAGUCUCUCAAACACCUUGACGCUUUGCAGGAACACAACAAAGAUGAUUACAAGAUUGCCAUGAAUAAAGCUGUGGUAGAGUUUUAUAAAAGUGGUCAGAGCACCACAUGGGAUCUGAAGGACACCCUAAUGAAAAUGAAGAAUCAGGUUCACACAUCAGCAGAAGACGUUGAUGGGCUGGAUGAUGUUGAAAACAGUUCGCUGUACUACAAUCAGGCCAUCAUCCACUAUCAUAUGAGACAGUACUCUGAAGCCAUCUCCAUAGGAGAGAAGUUGUACCAGUUUCUUGAACCAUUUGAAAAGUUUGCUCAGGCCGUUUGCUUCCUGCUUGUGGAUCUGUACCUCCUCACCUUCCAACCAGAGAAGGCGCUCCAUCUACUGGCUGUGUUGGACAAACUCUCUGUGCAAGGAAACAACAAGAAUGGCAAAGGAGAGAACAACAAUUCAACCAAAGAGGGAGCCAAUCAAAAAGCAGAGUUCACAGCCAUGAAUGAGGCAGCUAAGUCAAAGAUGCACCAGUACAAGGUGAGAGCCUACAUUCAGAUGAAGUCAUCCAAGGCCUGUAAAAGAGAAAUCAAAUCAGUGAUGAACACAGCAGGAAACUCUGCCCCCUCGCUUUUCUUGAAGAGUAAUUUUGAGUACCUGAGGGGAAACUACAGGAAAGCUGUCAAGCUAUUGAACAGCUCCAACAUCGCAGAGCAUCCAGGUCCCAUAAAGACAGGAGAAUGUGUCCGCUGUAUGUUCUGGAACAACCUGGGCUGCAUCCACUUUGCAAUGGGGAAACAUAACUUAGGCAUUUUCUAUUUUAAGAAGGCGCUGCAAGAGAAUGACCACACGUGUGCACAACUGGGGGAUGGCAACAAUGGCCAGUCUAAGAGGUUCACAGGAAUCCCUAUGUGUGCUCUACUAGCCAACAAACGCUAUGAGCUGCUCUAUAACUGUGGGAUACAACUGCUACACAUCGGCCGGCCUCUGGCAGCCUUUGAGUGUCUGAUGGAGGCGGUGCAGGUUUACCACUCCAACCCUCGGUUGUGGUUACGGCUUGCUGAGUGCUGCAUUGCAGCCAACAAAGGGGGCUCGGAGCAGGAGAAUAAAGGGUUGCCUUGUAAAAAAGGUAUAGUCCAGUCUGUGGUUGGGCAGGGUUAUCAUCGCAAGAUUGUUCUGGCAUCUCAGUCCACCCAGAAUACCAUCUACAGUGAGGGCCAGUCAGCAGCAAUCCCAGUGGCCAGCAUGGAGUUCGCAGCCAUUUGCCUGAGAAACGCCCUGCUACUGCUGCCUGAACAUCAGCAGCAGGACGCCAAGACAGAGAAUGGCUCCAAGAGCUUUAGUCAGUCGGGAAGUACGGAGAGCGGCAGUGAGAACAGUGACGCCUGCAGUGGGAAAGGUCAAGAUGCUGAUAAAUUCUUAUCUGCAGCUCCAUCAUCUCCUCUUAGAAAACAGGAGGUAGAAAAUCUUAGGUGUUCAAUCUUGGCCUGUAGUGCAUAUGUCGCUUUGGCUUUGGGAGACAACUUGAUGGCUUUGAAUCAUGCUGAAAAACUUCUCCAUCAACCUAAGGUGUCUGGAUCUCUGAAGUUCCUGGGUCACCUGUAUGCUGCUGAAGCCCUCAUCUCAUUGGACAGGAUCUCUGACGCCAUUACGCAUCUCAACCCGGAGAAUGUCAGUGACGUGUCAGUGGGAGUGCAGAGCAGUGAACAGGACCAAGGUUUGGACAAAGGUGAUGAACCUGUGGAGUCAUCAGGGAAGCAGACUCCUCUGUGUUACCCCAGCAGUGUGUCAUCAGCUCGGGCCAUGAUGCUCUUUAACCUGGGCAGUGCCUACUGUUUAAGAAGUGAAUAUGAAAAGGCUCGAAAGUGUCUACACCAGGCUGCAUCAAUGGUGAACAACAAAGAAAUUCCGCCUGAAGCUAUCUUAUUAGGAGUCUACUUAGAACUUCAGAAUGGCAACACUCAGCUGGCUCUGCAGAUCAUCAAACGCAAUCAACUCCUGCCCACAACAGUCCAGAGGAUGUCGCCAGACUCUCGCAAAAAACCUGUCCAACCCUUCCAGCUGUCAUCAACUUUCACACAAGUCCAGCGCAAGUGAACCUCCUCCACCACCACUUCUUCUGAGCCCCAUCCCCACUGCACACACACAGCCCUGAGGAGCCAUGAUAUUUAUGAAGCUGCUUCUCCUCAGCAUCCGGAGCUGUAUGAAAUGAAAAAAGGCAGUCGAGUGAUGACUGAGAAGCUUCUAUUGCAGCAGUAUCCAUGAACUGUGACCAGCUGACUUUUUAUUUCCAUUAGAACAGGGAUUCUGUGUUGUCUAAGCAAAUAAAUUUUAUUUACUUUACUAAA